Molecule: messenger RNA, 1371 nt
Organism: Macroventuria anomochaeta
Lineage: Eukaryota; Fungi; Ascomycota; Dothideomycetes; Pleosporales; Didymellaceae
Exons: 2
Coding region: 89-1015 (308 amino acids)
Molecular function (GO): protein binding
Source: RefSeq, a predicted model, not a curated record
CUCUUUGUUGCAAAAGCGACUGUACCUCAACUUCGAACUCUCACAGAGGUCACGAACAUUCGAGGAAAAUCACAUCCACCAGACCACUAUGGCGGACUACGCGCCUCCACCAGGCCCGCCUCCACCAAGGGUACCCGAAGGCUGGAAAGCAGUCUGGAACGAGCAGUAUCACGAAUGGUUCUUCGUCAAUAUCUACACCAAGCAGUCCACAUGGGAGAAGCCUACAGAAGCCGUCUACCCACCCGGCGAAGCACCACCAGCAGGCGCUCCCCCCACGUACGGAGGUGCCGCAUCCUCCCACCCGACCGGUACGAGUGAGAAGUCGAGCUUCAGCAGUAACAACCCGUAUGGCAGCCAACAACCGGGCAUCAGCGAAGACGAGAAGCUCGCACGCAGACUGCAAGAGGAAGAGCAAGCGCGCGCAGGCCGCCGCUCGGGCGAUGCGAACCGCAACGCAAGCAACGACUACUACAACCAACCACAAGGCGGCCAUGGCGCUUCCGGUCCAAGUAUCGCAGGGGCACCGCACUCAGGAGGAUACCCAGCGCCCGGAGGCUACUCGCAAGAACAACAGUACCAAGCUCCCUCCACACCAUACCAGUCGGCACCAUACCAAGACCAGACUCAGACCAAAAGCAAAGGCGGCAUCCUUGGGAAGCUGCUAGGGAAGAGCGGUCACGGGUCGAGCUCGCACCAUGCAUCGCAGCCGUAUGGGCAGCCGGCGUAUGGCGGUGGUGGGUACUAUGGUGGACAGGGCAUGUAUCAGCAGCGUCCUGGGUACGCGAUGCCUACGGGUCGCCGUCCGGGAGGUGGCGGUAUGGGCGCGGGUGGUUUGGCGCUGGGCGCUGGUGCUGGUCUGCUUGGUGGUGCGAUGUUGGGUUCUGCGCUAGGUGAUGCGGGGGAUCAUGGUGAUACGUACGUGGAGAACAAUUAUGGUGAUGAUGGCGGGGAUAUGGGAGGUGACGGAGGGGGAUUUGAUGAUGGUGGUGGUGGUGACUUUGGUGGUGAUUUUUAAGUUGCUCCAGCAGCUGGAAGUCUGCAAGAGCAGGUUCCCCGUGUUCUGAGUGCAAAGGUGCGGGAUCAUUGGUAGCAUAAUAAUGUCCAUCUCAAUCUUUCUUUUUCGAGGGCCACAUAAUAUACAGUACGGCAUGCCUCGAUGAUCUUGUCCUGUUUCGCUGCUAUCUUUGCGAUUCUAUCACUGAACCGUAGAGUGGAGAGGGAGAAUGAAACGAGAUAUAGUCGUGAUUAGUGUUGGGGACGGAAGCUUUAUGCAGUUGGCGAUGCAGAGCUUCAAUGGAGAGAAGGCACGCUAGCGUUGUCCAUAAGAGCACUCAAGCAGUCGCUGCUCCGGGCCUCUGCGAUGCUUCGGGG